AUGUCAUCAGUUGAGCCGCGAAAUUCGAAACCCAAAACUCUAGCGACCGAAGCACCAUCUCGAGAACCUCAAGCCAAAGGCUCGACCAACCCCUUUUUCGAGCCUCAAAAUGUAUUGCUUUUCCUCCUGGCGAUUCGGCUCCUCAAUGCAUUGACUCUCCAUACGUUCUUCCAACCCGACGAAUAUUUCCAAGCAUUGGAACCAGCGUGGAAGCUGGCCUUUGGAGAAGACACUGGGGCAUGGAUAACUUGGGAAUGGAGAGAACACCUGCGCUCUGCUAUACACCCAGCAAUCUUCUCCCUGGCCUAUAAAGCUGCGGAUGCCCUCGCUGCGUUACUCAGUGUGGACGGGGCCCGAAAGGGGGAGGUCCUGCUCGCCGCUCCUAAGAUCUUGCAAGCGUGCUUCGCCGCUGUUGGUGAUUUCUACACAUGGAAGCUGGCUGGGUAUAUCUACGGGCGGAAGUCGACUUGUGCCUUGACGGCACUGGCGUUGACCGUCAUCAGUCCCUGGCAGUGGUUCACUUCUACACGAACAUUUGCAAACUCGCUCGAGACCACCUUGACUGCCACUGCAUUGUACAACUGGCCGUGGCAUUGGUCUUCUGAAGUUGUCCCUCAGAUUUCAAACGCAGGAAGUCGGACUGGUGGCCUUCGAGUCCGCGGCGAUGAGUUUUCACCACAAGAACCAGUGGACGAAGUCACACGGCUCCGAAGAGCCCUGCUCUGCGCCGCCUUAGCCACAGUUCUCAGACCAACCAACAUUCUCAUCUGGGCCAGCCUGACUUAUUUCGCAUUCAUCCGGCGUCUUGUAACGGUAUCGCUGACCUGGCUUGAGCUUGCUACUUUCGUGAGGGAAACAGCCCUGUGUGGAGGUAUCGUGCUUCUGCUAUCUACAAUUGUCGACCGGAUCUUCUAUGGGGCGUGGGUCUUUCCUCCAUAUCAUUUCUUGCUCGUCAACGUCGUCCAGUCACUAGCGAGCUUUUAUGGGAACAACGAUUGGCAUUACUAUCUCUCCCAGGGGUAUCCGUUGCUUCUCACCACAGCUUUGCCCUUCACCUUCAUCGGCUUCUAUCGGUCAUUCGCGAUUAGAUCGGCGAACUCUCUCCAGCAAAUCACCCUUCGCCUACUCUCUGUCGUCUGCUUGCUAGUGCCGGCAGCCUUCUCCAACAUCGCUCACAAGGAAGUUCGUUUCAUCUAUCCACUUCUCCCUGCUCUUCACGUCAUCUCGGCCGAACCGAUGGCUUCGUUCUUCGAGCCACUUCUUCUGGGCCACGGCCUACAACCAUCGUCCUCGGUACAGAAAAAGCGAGCACCAUCCUCCACUCUUCCCACACGACUCCUCUUCUUCGUCCUCCUAACCAUCAACAUGGGCAUAGCAUACUACACGACUCAAAUCCACAACUCCGGCCUUAUCAGCCUAACCUCCUACCUACGCUCGGAAUUCUCCUCCUCACCGUCUUCCACGACCUCCGGUUCUUCCAUUUCCGCGUCAUCCCGACCACCACCACUGCGAAACAUGACCGUCGGCAUGCUCAUGCCAUGCCACUCGACGCCAUGGCGCUCGCACAUGCAGCAUCCUGCCAUGCAGUCCACACCGGGGAUCCUCGCCUGGGCACUUACCUGCGAGCCACCACUGCGCCUCAACGCCAGUGAGAAAGCAGUCUACCUCGACGAAGCAGACGUCUUCUACGCGGACCCCUCCGCCUGGCUGAAGCGGCACAUGUCGCGCGACACACCGCUCGUGACUCGGCGCGACGGCUCGAGAGGCACGGCCACCUCGUUUGCACCCGGCUUCUUCGCCGAGGACAGCCGUUCAGACCGCAUGGUCCACAUCCCCUCGAACAGCAACAACCACCGCCGAGGCAGAGGCGGAGACGACGCCCAACAGCAUCCAUGGUGGACGACCCGCCACGGCCGCCGCCCGUGGCCGGACUAUCUGGCCUUCUUCGCGCAGCUGGAGCCGACGCUGCAGUCCGCGCUGCGCGGUAGCGGUUACAUGGAAUGCCGCCGCCUCUUCAACAGCCACUGGCACGACGACCGGCGGCGCACUGGGGAUGUUGUUGUAUGGUGUCUCGACGAGAGGAGAGUUGGAGUUGCGCCGGGUUCUGCUUCUGCUUCUGCUUCUGCUUCUGCUUCUGGAGGUGAAAAGUCACCCGCAGGGGCGGUCGAGACAGGGCCAGAGCCAGUGGCGGUGCCAGAACAAGAUUUCCAGGCCAUCGCGCAGCCACGCCUAGAGAGGGUCGUAGAGAAGCCGUUUUGGAAGGUCAGAGAUCCUGCUCCCUGA
This is a messenger RNA of Exophiala aquamarina CBS 119918, 2283 nucleotides long. RefSeq lists its product as uncharacterized. The transcript is spliced from 2 exons. The coding region runs from base 1 to 2283 and encodes 760 amino acids. NCBI's taxonomy places the organism in Eukaryota, Fungi, Ascomycota, Eurotiomycetes, Chaetothyriales, Herpotrichiellaceae. The record is from RefSeq and is a predicted model, not a curated record. Gene Ontology annotation, molecular function: alpha-1,2-mannosyltransferase activity. Gene Ontology annotation, biological process: GPI anchor biosynthetic process. Gene Ontology annotation, cellular component: endoplasmic reticulum membrane.